GCAGGGCUCUUCAUCAGGAAAAGGACAGCCCGGGCACAUUUGUGCGUGACACACAAAACAAAAAAGUUUGUCGAUUCGUCUGCUGGGAAAAUAAUCUGUACCUGUUGCUCGUGUGUGCAGAGCCAGCGGAGGUGAGGAUGUCCGAGCUGAGUGACGAGGCCAGUGAGUCGGAGCAGCUGGGGGCCAGCCUCUCCCUGUGGCUGGGGGAGAGCCUGCUGCGGCCCGAGGAGCUGGACGUCCCGCUGGACCUGCACACUGCCUGCUCCAUCGGCCAGUACGACGUGGUGGCAGAGUGCAUCAAAAAAAAAACGGUGGACCUGGAUGGCAAGAACGUAGGAGGCUGGACUCCCCUGAUGUAUGCGGCUUACAUCGGCCAUGACAACAUCGCCAAUCUGCUGCUGGAGGCCGGGGUCAGUGUCAAUGCCACCACUUCCAAAGGCCUCACCCCGCUGAUGCUGGCAGCGAGCUGUGGGAACGAAAGCAUUGCAUACUUUCUGCUGCAGCAAGGUGCCGAGCUGGAGCUGAAGGACUCGCGAGGCUGGACGGCUCUGCUCCACUGCACGAGCACGGGCCACCAGCAGAUGGUCAAGUUCCUGCUGGAUAACAACGCAAAUGCCAAUGUGAAGGAGCCAGGGUCCGGUUUCACUCCCUUGAUGGAGGCGGCUGCUUCCGGACAUGAAAUCAUCGUUCAGUACCUGCUUGACCAUAAGGUGAGAGUAGAUGAGAGGAGCUGUAAAGGAGAGACUGCCCGUGCCCUGGCUAUGAUGUACGGCUACACCAAGAUCGCCAGCCUCAUUGACUCACGUUCUCCAAAGAUCAAACCAGGACACUUCGAGGACCUGAGCUCCUCUGAGGAUUCGGACAGCGCUCCCCCAAGGCCGAGGCUGAGUCGGAGCCGCAAUAAAGGGCCCAGCAUCCAUGACGGGCCCCAGGCCAUCGCCAAGUUCCGUGUAGGAGGCACCAGCAAACUCUGUGAGCGACCUGCCGCUCCACCAGGUUACAUGACGUUCCACGAUCUUGGGGAGCAGAGCGAGGGCAUCUGCUACCGCGACGUCACCUCACCCAUCAACGAGUUGGACGGCCAGAGCAACAGCAGCAGAGAUGAGAGUCCGUUCUUUGAGAAUGACAUGCCGACCAUGAGGAGCAGCAGCAGCAGCAGUGAGGGUCUGCCUCGCGUGGUUGGCCUUAACUGGGAAGGAUCAGUGGAGAGCAAUGAGGACUCAGACCAGUGCAAAAAGAGCAGCGCUCGUCGAGUAAACAAGCCUCAUCACUCAAAAGGCAAGAGUCGACACAGCGGCACUGAUGCCACACAGUCUGGUGGCACGGGAAACUGUGGGAUGCGCUCGCCUGCUGGCUCUGCUCCCUCCUACACUGGUCCCAAGGAUCUGGCUGAGUUCUUGGAGCAGAUUGGCUUUUCUAAGUACCUCCCUCUGCUCGAGGAGCAAGACAUUGACCUGAGGAUAUUUCUCACUCUCACUGAAAAUGAUCUAAAAGAAAUAGGGAUCACGUUGUUUGGACCCAAGCGUAAGAUGACCUCGGCCAUUGCAAGGUGGCACAGCAGUGCUCGACCACCCAGCGAUGCUCUGGAGCAAGCCUAUGCCGACCAGCUGGAGGCUGAGAUGCAGGAGAUGGCCAUUCAGCUGCACAAGCGCUGUGAGGAGGUGGAGAGCCUGCAAGGCCAGGUAUCUCAGGAGAAGGAGCUGCGCACAGUAAUGGAGGGCUGUCUGAUGGAUGACAAGAUGGCAUGGAGAAGGGUGCAUGCGGAGCUGGUGGAGAACCAUCGGCUGGCCCAGGACAUGAGCGCCACGCUGCUGAAGGCCAGGGCCUGCCGCACAGAACUGCAGUCCUACCUCAACAUUGACGGGAAUGGCAGCCCUUAUCCUGGUGGCGAAGACAAAAUGAAAGGUGACACUGGUGUUAAAGCUGGGGAAAGCUUGAAGCCCUGCCGUGUUGUGGAGCUUCUGAAAAAGCUUGAUUCCCUUGAAGAAGAACUGGAGGGGACCCUGGAGACGGUGCUCCAGAGCCUGAGGCGACUGAGCGUCCCUGAGAAGGUCACAGAUAGCUGGGAGCGGCCUUAGCCUUCAUGGGGGCUUCUUUCAGUGCUGACGGAGGGUGAGCAAACCACCCUGAACAAACUAAACUGAACGGGAGAAGGCCAAAGAUGAGGCCAGCCCUGCCAGACCAGAGAGCCUUGAGGAGUGGAGCUGCCCAGCAGCUCUUCUAGAAAUGGCUGAUGGACCAGAGCUGGCCAGAUGUGGACAAGGCCAGGGCCAAUGGCAGCUACUGCAGGGAAUCGACAAGCAGGCAGGAAGGGCAGGUGGCCCUCAAAUGCUUGUGCUGGUGUAUAUUGGAUUCCUACAAGAGGACAAGGGGAGAAUAGACUGACUAGCACAGUCCUCUAUGUGAGGCUGAGAGGCAGUCAUGCUGUGAAGUCAGUGCAGUUUUCUUGUAUGAAAUAUGGUGUAAAUUAUGUUUCUGACGCUAAAUCAAAGUUCAGAGGUACAUUUAUAGUAAAACACAGUAGUAUAUUUACUUCAAAGUCAUCUGUGGGGCUGUGCUUUUGAAUGAAAUCCUCUCACUUCUAUGCUGUUGCUAGGUGUUGAAAUAUAGUCCUGCUGAAUGCAAUUUCAAGAGCUGAAAAGCCCAUACAGGGGAGAAAUAUCUAUGAAAACACAUUGUUUUUUAUUUUACAGAACUACAUAAUGAUACACUAGGAAGCCGUCCUUUCUGUCCAUCCUGUUUCUAUGGACAUUCUGUAACUGCAGAGUACUGAAUUUCAAAAUAAAAUGACUGAAUACUAA
This is a messenger RNA of Myripristis murdjan (pinecone soldierfish), 2801 nucleotides long. RefSeq names its product ankyrin repeat and sterile alpha motif domain containing 3 (gene anks3). Gene Ontology annotation, molecular function: protein binding. The record is from RefSeq and is a predicted model, not a curated record. The transcript is spliced from 16 exons. Gene Ontology annotation, cellular component: cilium. Lineage: Eukaryota; Metazoa; Chordata; Actinopteri; Holocentriformes; Holocentridae. Bases 138 to 2078 code for a protein of 646 amino acids.